AUGGCAGAGGUGGGGGGCGUCUUCGCCUCCUUGGACUGGGAUCUACACGGCUUCUCCUCGUCUCUGGGGAACGUGCCCUUAGCUGACUCCCCAGGUUUCCUGAACGAGCGCCUGGGCCAAAUCGAGGGGAAGCUGCAGCGUGGCUCACCCACAGACUUCGCCCACCUGAAGGGGAUCCUGCGGCGCCGCCAGCUCUACUGCCGCACUGGCUUCCACCUGGAGAUCUUCCCCAACGGCACGGUGCACGGCACCCGCCACGACCACAGCCGCUUCGGUAUCCUGGAGUUUAUUAGCCUGGCUGUGGGGCUGAUCAGCAUCCGGGGAGUGGACUCUGGUCUGUACCUAGGAAUGAACGAGCGAGGAGAACUCUAUGGGUCGAAGAAACUCACACGUGAAUGUGUUUUCCGGGAACAGUUUGAAGAAAACUGGUACAACACCUAUGCCUCAACCUUGUACAAACAUUCGGACUCGGAGAGACAGUAUUACGUAGCCCUGAAUAAAGACGGCUCACCCCGGGAGGGAUACAGGACUAAACGACACCAGAAAUUCACUCACUUUUUACCCAGGCCUGUAGAUCCUUCUAAGUUGCCCUCCAUGUCCAGAGACCUCUUUCACUAUAGGUAA
Messenger RNA from Macaca mulatta (Rhesus monkey), 624 nucleotides. RefSeq names its product fibroblast growth factor 16 (gene FGF16). NCBI's taxonomy places the organism in Eukaryota, Metazoa, Chordata, Mammalia, Primates, Cercopithecidae. The record is from RefSeq and is marked inferred. Gene Ontology annotation, molecular function: growth factor activity.